This is a messenger RNA of Cylicocyclus nassatus, 219 nucleotides long. NCBI's taxonomy places the organism in Eukaryota, Metazoa, Nematoda, Chromadorea, Rhabditida, Strongylidae. The record is from the annotation of a GenBank genome assembly.
AUGGUCUUCCAGGUGCAAGUUCAGGAUUUGAGGCACUCUCUAUCACAUUUGAUUAUUAGAGAGUUCAACUUGAACGACAGACAUGAUCUCCUACUGCGAUCGGGCUUAGAGAGCAUGGGGAGUGUUUUUGGCUUCGACCCGCCUGAGGACAAUAAUUCGCGAUUCAGGACUCAACAACACGUCGAGUGCAGCUACGUGAAGAUUACCCAUUCCAUGUGA